Dracunculus medinensis (Guinea worm) is the source of this 1359-nucleotide messenger RNA. The record is from the annotation of a GenBank genome assembly. Lineage: Eukaryota; Metazoa; Nematoda; Chromadorea; Rhabditida; Dracunculidae.
AUGCGUGAAAUAAUUCAAAUUCAAGUAGGUCAGUGCGGUAAUCAAAUUGGAACUAAGUUUUGGGAAGUCAUUUCUGAUGAACAUGGAAUCGAACCCGAUGGAUCGUAUAAAGGAGAUACAGAUUUACAACUCGAAAGGAUUGAAGUUUAUUAUAACGAAGCACAAGGUAGUAAAUAUGUGCCACGUGCUGUCCUAGUUGAUUUAGAACCAGGCACCAUGGAGUCUGUUCGAUAUUCCACUUAUGGUAAAAUUUUUCGCCCUGAUAACUUCGUUUAUGGGCAAAGUGGAGCAGGAAAUAAUUGGGCCAAAGGCCAUUAUACAGAAGGAGCAGAGCUCGUUGAUGAAGUGCUCGAUGUGAUACGAAAAGAAGCUGAAGGAUCUGAUUGUCUUCAAGGUUUCCAAUUAACCCAUUCGCUUGGUGGCGGUACUGGUUCUGGAAUGGGUACUUUACUUAUCGCUAAAAUUCGUGAAGAAUAUCCUGACCGGAUUAUGGCUUCAUUUUCUAUCGUACCAUCUCCUAAGGUAUCUGAUGUAAUUAUUGAGCCGUAUAAUGCGACACUUUCUGUUCAUCAACUCGUUGAAAACACAGAUGAAACAUUUUGCAUCGAUAAUGAAGCUCUGUACGAUAUUUGCCUUCGUACUUUAAAAUUAACUGGACCAACCUAUGGCGAUCUCAAUCAUUUAGUAUCAAUGACGAUGUCUGGUGUGACAACUUGUCUUCGCUUUCCUGGCCAGUUAAAUGCUGAUUUACGCAAAUUAGCAGUUAAUAUGGUGCCAUUUCCUAGACUCCAUUUUUUCAUGCCAGGAUUCGCUCCAUUAACAGCUCGAGGAGCUGCAGCUUAUAGAUCAGUAAAUAUAAAUGAGUUGAUCCAACAGUUAUUUCACUCAAAAAAUAUGAUGGCGGCUUGCGAUCCACGCCAUGGACGAUAUCUCACCGUUGCAGUAAUGUUUCGUGGACGACUUUCAACACAUGAACUCGAGACGCAAAUUUUAAAUGUACAAAACAAAAAUUCGUCUUAUUUUGUGGAAUGGAUACCGAAUAACGUGAAAACAGCAGUUUGCGAUAUACCACCUCGCGGUACAAAGAUGAGUGCCACAUUUUUAGGAAACACAACAGCGAUUCAAGAAAUAUUCAUCAGAAUUGCCGAACAGUUUGAAGCAAUGUUUCGACGGCGAGCAUUUUUACAUUGGUAUACGGGAGAAGGAAUGGAUGAAAUGGAAUUUACUGAAGCUGAGAGCAACAUGAACGAUUUAAUAUCCGAAUAUCAGCAAUAUCAGGAGGCAACAGUUGACGAUGAAUCCGAUGAUAAUGCAAACGUUGUCUACGAACAGCAAAAUGUGCAAGCACAACAAGAAUAA